Messenger RNA from Myripristis murdjan (pinecone soldierfish), 2794 nucleotides. RefSeq names its product enoyl-CoA delta isomerase 2 (gene eci2). Gene Ontology annotation, molecular function: fatty-acyl-CoA binding; delta(3)-delta(2)-enoyl-CoA isomerase activity. The record is from RefSeq and is a predicted model, not a curated record. Gene Ontology annotation, cellular component: mitochondrion; peroxisome. The coding region runs from base 239 to 1318 and encodes 359 amino acids. The transcript is spliced from 11 exons. Lineage: Eukaryota; Metazoa; Chordata; Actinopteri; Holocentriformes; Holocentridae.
CCCGCCGCCCCGCCGUGGUGGAACUAGUUAACGCGUGUCCCUCCGCCCGCUGCUGGACUUUGCUCCCCGUCUCUCUGCCUCCAUGGCCGGCGUCGCCCUCAGGUGUGUCGCUCCGUGGCGUCUGGCUGGACUAGGAAGGUGAGACAGGUGUUAACAGAGGUCUGCCCGCUGCUCCGACAGGUCGGUCCAGCUCCCUGCUGCUGCCCGUCUGAACUUCCACACCGCCGCCUCGCCGCUGAUGGGUGCCACAGUGGAGCAGUUUGACCAGGCCAAGCAGCGUCUGUCUGCGCUGAAAAAAGACCCGGGGAACGAGGCCAAACUCAAAAUCUACGCUCUGUUCAAACAGGCCACGCAGGGGCCCUGCAACACGCCCAAACCCGGCAUGCUGGACUUCGUCAACAAGGCCAAGUGGGACUCCUGGAAGUCUCUGGGCUCCUUAUCCCAGGAAGACGCUCGGCAGCAGUACUGUGACCUGGUUGGCUCCCUGGCGGCGGCGGAGGGAGGCUCCGCCCAGGCGGCCGCACAGCCUGCUGGGAGCGGGUCGGCGUACGAGACGCUAUUGGUCAGCACAGAGGAUGACAUCACCACCAUCAAAAUGAACCGGCCCACAAAGUACAACGCCAUCACCACCGAGAUGUACAGUGAGAUCAUCAGAGCUCUGGAGCAGGCAGCCAAAGACCAGUCUGUGCUCACCGUCUUCACUGGUGCUGGUGAUUACUACUGCAGCGGGAACGACCUGACCAACUUCACCCGGAUCCCGGAGGGAGGGAUCCAGCAGAUGGCCCGGGACGGAGGGGAGCUGCUCAGGAAGUACAUCAAGGCCUACAUCGACUUCCCCAAGCCGCUGGUCGCCGUGGUGAACGGCCCGGCGGUCGGCGUGUCGGUCACGGUGCUGGGACUGUUCGACCUGGUGUACGCCACGGAGAGGGCGACCUUCCACACCCCCUUCAGUCUGCUGGGCCAGAGUCCAGAGGGCUGCUCCUCAUACACCUUCCCCAAGAUGAUGGGCGUGGCCAAGGCCAGCGAGGUGCUGCUGUUUAACCAGAAGCUGACGGCGGCUCAGGCCUGUCAGCAGGGUCUGGUCACCGAGGUUUUCCCUGACAGCAGCUUCCAGGCGGAGGUUUGGACCCGACUGAAGGCCUACGCCAAGCUGCCGCCCAACUCUCUGGCUCUGUCCAAGCAGCUGAUUCGCUCGGUGGAGCGGCAGAAGCUGCACGAGGUGAACGACGCCGAGGUGGAGCGUCUGGUGGAGCGCUGGCUGUCCGACGAGUGCAUGAACGCCGUCAUGGGCUUCUUCCAGUCCAAGGCCAAACUCUGAGGGAGAGGCUGUGUGUGUGUGUGUGUGUGUGUGUGUGUGUGUGUGUGUGUGUGUGAGAGAGAGAGCGAGAGAGAGAGAGUGUAUGAACGUCUUCCAGGCCGCGGACAACAAAACACACCUGCCUUCAUUUGUCUUCUCAGCCUUAACAGCAGAUCCUGGACGAGUCGCGGAGUUUGGAAAGUGUGUUUUCCGGGCGUGGAGGUGUUUUGGAAAACGAUCAAAAUUCCCUGAAGUUUUGGGAAAAUCAUGAAGAUUUCUGAUAGCAGCUGUACUGACGACAGACAGAUUCAGUUUGAAGGUGAUGUUUUGGGCAUUUUUAGGGAAAGAUGAAGAAGGACGGUCGUGGAAAUCUGAUGUUUAGUUACAGAAUAGUUUUGGAAAUUAACUCAAAACACGCAGUAGUGUUCAGUCUUCACAGAUCAGAACGCAGCACCAGCUCUGACAGAAUUAAACAUUAAAUAAAUAAAUAGACAGAUAUAAAUAGAUAAAUAAAACAACAGAUUUAACUGAAUGCUGUUAGUUUUUCUUUGACACUGAAGUCCUCGAGCCACAGGACGAAAACAAACUGGAUCCUUACGCCUCAUAUUUUUCUUUUUUUUUUUCCAUUUGAAGCUUUUCACUCCAAAAUCAUAUCAGACAUUGGGGGGAAAAAAAACAAAAAAACAAGACAAGUGAAUCUCAGUACUGACUCCUGCCUUAAAGGAACACAACAUUUUGUGAGAACCAGCCUUUUCCUGACUCCUCCAGACUGAAAGGUCAGGAAAAAGGCAUUCUGCCCAAAAUGUUGUAAUGUUCCUUUAAACGCUCAGGGUUUAGUUUCUCAGUUUUCUUUGUGUUUUCCAGUCUGGUGGCUGAAUGAAGCCGCAGUCUGAUGAUCAUGUGACGGAGCUCUUUGCUUGGUGGGAGGAAAAAACCUCCACCUCCGCUGCUUUCUGUCCUGUUUGGUUCAUCUUUACACGUUUUAAUGGCCUCAGGCUUUUGAAAACCGUUAAUAAAAAAAAAUCCACCGCGUGAUUUCAGAAGUGCAUCAGGAGGAAAACGAGGGCUCCGUCCUCCUCCUUCAUUCCUGAGAUGUUACCGUCAUGAAGUUUAGUUUUUGGCCCAAACAGGAAGCUCCCAGGGAUCAACAGUCACAGGAAAAAAACGCUGAUUCCUGAUAGAUGUUUUUUCUUUAUUUUAUCUCCUACAUGUUUGAUUUAAUUCCAGUUUUAUCCGUUUGUUGUGGAGCAGAGUCGCCUCGUUCCUCCACAGCUGCCUUCAGAUCUGCAGAAAAAAUAAAGCAAAAACAAAACAAAACAGGAAGGUGAAGUGGAAGACGAGCAGCCGUCCUGUCCCGAUGUGAAAACUGUCUUUGAAUGUUUGCUGAUAACAUUUUAUCGACUGAUUUAUUUUUGUCUUUCUAUGAUUCUCAGUGUAAAAUAAUGCAGCGAGUAAAAAAACAAUAACACCUGAAAUAAAGUUGAAUUUUGAAGGAAA